AUGCUUGAAUCUCGAAUCAAUGUUCUAAGUUUACCGUUUAUUUUAGAUGGUGGCCUUACGGAAGAAGAGAUUCGCCGUAUCCAGGGCAUGCGGGCCCGGGUACCAUUUGCAGUAGUUGGCUCUAAUACUGUAAUAACAUCUGCAUCGGGGAAAAAAAUACGAGCGCGAUCAUAUCCUUGGGGUGUUGUCGAAGUAGAUAACUUGGAGCAUAAUGAUUUUUCAGCCUUACGGCAUCUACUUUUAACUGUACAUAUGCAGGAUUUGCUUGAAACCACUCAUCUCAAACAUUAUGAGGCCUACAGGUUCAAUAAACUCUCUGGGAUUGCUCAAAUGAGCCACUUCGUAACCCGUGACGGCAAAGAUCCAAUGCUCUUGAUGGAAGCCGAAAAGCGUGAACAUGAAUCAAAAAUGCUUAAGAUGGAAAAAGAGAUGGAAGCUGUAUUCGAAAAAAAGGUUAAUAAAUAG
Protopolystoma xenopodis is the source of this 465-nucleotide messenger RNA. Lineage: Eukaryota; Metazoa; Platyhelminthes; Monogenea; Polystomatidea; Polystomatidae. The record is from the annotation of a GenBank genome assembly.